Molecule: messenger RNA, 339 nt
Organism: Pelagomonas calceolata
Lineage: Eukaryota; Pelagophyceae; Pelagomonadales; Pelagomonadaceae
Source: the annotation of a GenBank genome assembly
CCCGGCCUCCCACCAGGAAAGCGGCGCCGCGCGGCGUGCUGGAUAUCGCGCCUCCACCCGAUCACUCUGAUCACCGCAUCGACCUCGACGCGCGAGAAUCAAACUCCAAACCGCGCGAGCGGCCCAUUUUUUCAUCACCACAUUUCAAGUAAUUUUUGCGCUGACUCGCGCGCGGGCGGACCAGGCGCGCGUGACGAGGGACUCACCGGCUAGACAACCGUGUCAGGAAACGCCCGGCUCGCUGUCAAAGAGACACACGCAGCCACACCAAAAAUAAGCGUUUCCGACCUCGUACGUCAAAUCAGGUUGACCCAUGGUGCGCUACGUGAAGAACGAGGG